AUUUAGAGUGAAACGCUCAUGUGCAGUGGAUGCUGUGGUGCUCCACCUCCAAUCCCUCUUCAGGUCCGGUGCCCUGUCCUCCAGAUGCUGGGCACACUGCCUGCCGAUUUUCACAGCUGCACCCCUCUCUGGGAACUGUGGACAAGUGAAGGGCCAACCCUGCUCCAGAGCUCCCUGCAGGAUCCGGAAAGCUGCCAGGUUUGGGACGCCUGGAGUGAGAGGCAGCUCCACAAGCGCAGUUGCUGUGCAAGCUGCUCUUCCACUGUGGCCACAGAAUCCAGCAGAUGUGAAGGCACUAUGCUUAUCAGUGGACUUUCCAAGUUGGAGGCCUCACUGUUGCUUCAAGUGUGGUAUGGCAGCACCCAUCUGCUGUGUCCAUCUACACUUUAUUAUAUAUCUAUGCACCUCAUCAGGGAAGCACGGGAACCCGCAGGCACUGCUAGUAGGAAGGCAAGCUGGCCUGGCCAUUCUGGAGAAGAACAUGGCAGUAUACUCAGUCACAUUCCAGUCGCACAGCCUGUGAUUUGGGUAUGCAUCAUGGAUAAAUGUUCAUUGUAGUGUUAUUUAGGAAAUCCAGGAGCUGGAGAUGGAAAGCAAUGUGCUUGAACUAGGUAGGAUGUAUACAGCUCAAAUGGGCCAACUGUUAAAUUUUCAGGAAUUUGGUGAGCUAGUUUUUAUACCCCGUUAUUAUUUAAAAUCAAAUUAUAUAAACUUACCACUAAAUAACAUAUAUUUUUAAAAGUAAUAAAUACUUAAAACACACUGCUUCCUAGUGCUUUCACUAGACUGAACCAUCAUCUUGGCUUCUGGGGUCACUGAGGCCUACUGUAUCUCCCUGGUGGACAUCCCACCUCAUGGUGUGCUGCUGCUGCCAUUCUCUGCUGGUUCUGUGUUCAGGGAUGUCCUGUUGGUAGCUUGAAAGAGGCCAUGGUGGGAAUAAUUACACUAUGGAAAUUAGCAAACCCUAUUUUGGCUAACCCUGACAGCUAAUUGUUAAACAUUUACCAGUUCACUGGAGACUAGUAUUACUCCCCUUUACAAAUGAGAAAAAUGUGGCUCAGACAGCGUAUGAAACUUGCCAAGAACCACACAACUUGUGACUGGUGCAAAUUGGAUUCAGACCCAAGCCUGUCUCAGACCUUGUACUUUACUUUGAUGAAAAUUGGAAGUGAGUUAUAACGUUUAGACUAUAAAAUUCCCAAUACUUUACCACCAACAUUGCACUUAUGUUUUUGUUUAAAAAAAAAAAAGUCUAUGGCUGCCUGCACCUGAGUACAGUGUGAAAUCAAGAAACGGCACAGUUUUUAGAAACAUCUGCUUACUGAUUGAGCUUCAUUAACUCCUCAUGUGAGAUCCCAGUCCUGAACCACAGGUGCUGUUGCUUACAGUGCGUAAGAAAAAUAAAUGAGUUCAGCUUCCAGGUUAGUGCUGUGAGGUUACAUAAACUAAUCAUUAAACAUGACAGCUAAGAUAUUUUAGCUACUGUUUAACUUUAAAAGAUUUGUUAAUAAAUAAUGCUAUUGCACA
Homo sapiens (human) is the source of this 1527-nucleotide messenger RNA. RefSeq lists its product as uncharacterized. The coding region runs from base 19 to 558 and encodes 179 amino acids. The transcript is spliced from 3 exons. NCBI's taxonomy places the organism in Eukaryota, Metazoa, Chordata, Mammalia, Primates, Hominidae. The record is from RefSeq and is a predicted model, not a curated record.